AUGGAUGCGCGGCACGGCCUGCCGACGGCCGGUAGCCCGGACGCCGAUGAGGGCGCUCUUGCCGCCGCCCGCCUUCAAAUUCAGCGCCUGACCGACAAUGGCCUAUCCCCAGAGACACUGCUGCGCGCGCUGCUGGAAAAGUGCCCGACUCAAGUCCAGGCUUCGGGACUUUGGCAGCAGCAGCACCCCGAGUCAUGCUUUACUCCCUCGCCGUCCUCCCCCUCACCUUGCGCCUCCCCGACCUCGACAAUCCAUAGCUCCCACAGCGUCUCCGUCCCGACGACUUUUGACCAGACCAUUGCUGCCGCCUUCGAGAACAAGACGACAGCCACCAGUGUUGACGAACGCCAAAGCAUUGGGGCAAAGCAGCACACACCCCGCCUUUCCGUAUCGUCAACGCGCACUGGUUCAACGGCCAGGUCGCGGGCCAGUGUCAUGUCGUCUGCAACUUCGAUAAGCUCCACGUCGUCGCAGGGUAGUGGUAUGAGCCGUUACUCCCAGCUCCCUGGCACGCAGUCGUUCAACAGCCGGCCGUCAACAAGGGCCUACUGGUGUACAUCAUGUCCCCAGAAGCUGCAGCGCAAGUUUGACUGGAAACGUCAUGAGGACGAGUUUCACGAGAGGUAUAAAAAGUAUCCUUGCCCCGACUGCAACCGAGUCUUUUGGGGCGCCAACACGUUCAAUCAACAUCACAAGUCUCGCCACAAUUGUAAAACAUGCCCCCACGCCGAUAAGGUGGUACGUUACUCGAAGCGCAAGCGUGCUUGGGGCUGUGGCUUCUGCGCGGCCUUCUUGCCCUCUCUUGAACGAUAUUUUGAUCAUGUAGCUGUGCACUACGAAUCCGGCAAGACCAAGGCCCACUGGGACCAUGCUCUGGUCAUCUAUGGUCUCCUCCAUCAGCCUGUCAUUCAUGAUACAUGGAAAGCCCUCGAGUCGGCCAAGUACGGUGGUCUGCCCCGUGAGCAGCGGCCUAAGAUCAGCUGGGAUCCCAAGAACACGGGUCGCUCGCAUGGUUACCUCGAGAACGAGGAGCCUGGUCAGCUGCAGGAUUUGUUGGAGUUUUUCGACCCGGCCAAGGAUAAUGCGCAGCAAAUAGUUGAACUGGCCUGGGAGACUGCCAUCCAGCUUGUUGUCUCUCUAGAACCCCAGCAGGGCUCCGGCGUGGGGAGGAGGCCGUCACAAUAUAUUGGACAUGCACAGGUUGUGCAUCCUGGGGGAGUAAAGCAGGAGGAUUUGCAUGAGCAGCAACAGCAACAACAACAACAGAUGCAGCAGCAGCCAGAAAUAUCUUUACCACAUACUCAACGUCCGCUUCCUCGGCAACCUUCGAUACAGAUGCUUCCCCAGGAGCAUCAGCAGAUGCUUGAGGUAAAGCAAGAAUGGCCAUCAUCAACAGAGACGUUGGCCCUUAAACAGGACUGGCCCCUCACCUCCGAUGCCUCGUCCGUGCACUCCAUACAAUCGAUUCCCUCUCCGUUGCCACCAGGCAUGCAGCAACAGCAACACACGACAACGGUGACCCCACCGUCGCACCCACCGCCUCCUCCGCCGUCUCAUCCGAUUGAUACACAGGUGUCACUUCCUUCCGACCCGAUGGCUAUUGAUCAGCGACCGAUGCCGACAGACCAGAUGGUCUUGGAUCAACGUGGGCCCGUAGCAUUCGAGCAGAACUUCUACCAGCCUGUGCAGAUGAACGGAUUUUCAAACCCCCCUGCCCAUCCAAUGGAUUACACGUCAUUCAAUGGCACUGUCGACUUUGGCAGCGGAUUGAUGUACACGGGUGCAGCAGAUUGGAAUUCAAUAGUGGCUGCUGUCGCGGCGGCUGAUACAGGGAUGGGCAAUACUGGCUCCGAGGGCCAGCAGCAACCCCAGCAGCAACAACCACAGCCACAAAUCCAACAACAACAACAAGGGUAUUGGCCUGACGGAUUAUACCCAGUUCAGUCUUGA
Molecule: messenger RNA, 1950 nt
Organism: Pyricularia pennisetigena
Lineage: Eukaryota; Fungi; Ascomycota; Sordariomycetes; Magnaporthales; Pyriculariaceae
Exons: 2
Coding region: 1-1950 (649 amino acids)
Biological process (GO): regulation of transcription by RNA polymerase II
Cellular component (GO): nucleus
Molecular function (GO): transcription cis-regulatory region binding
Source: RefSeq, a predicted model, not a curated record